This is a messenger RNA of Cladocopium goreaui, 901 nucleotides long. Lineage: Eukaryota; Dinophyceae; Suessiales; Symbiodiniaceae. The record is from the annotation of a GenBank genome assembly.
UCGUGGCAAGACGCUCUUGGUGCUCAGGACGCGCUGCGUCACGUCACCUAUUCGGGUUCUCCACGUGGCGUGGAAAGGACGCCAGGCCGGAGAGACGAUGCGCGAGAGUCGUAAUGAGGCGAACCAUGGAGCUGCCACGUUGGACAGCGAGGCAGGAAGUGGAGCUGGUUUGCUUGCGGGCAAAGAAGUUCAAAGUUCAUCAAAGUUUACCUUUUCACAGUUUGGUUUGAGUCGUGACACCACUUGUCCGUUGGCCUUCACUUGGAUUCGCUGUCUCAUGUCGGUUUCUGUGGAUAGUCCCGAAUUUGGUCACUUCGACAUCCCGUUGACUGCUUCGAGCACCGCUGCUGACAUUAUUUUACUGCUACGUGAGCGUUUGCCAGACAGUCCAUGGCAUGGGAACAAGUUGCUGUCAAGUGGGGUCUGCCAGCUACAACGCGAUGACGUUGUGGAGGCAACCCGCCACAGCACAUUGGUCUUGGCAAACUACACAGAGAUCAGCAACCAGGAGGCUUUCCGCAUUGAAGAUACUGCAGAGCGAGGGAUCACUCGCGAGCAAUUGGCAAAAAUCGACGGCUAUGCGAAAAAGGGCUGCAGCAUGGUUGAGAUCAUGGCGAUUCAAGUGCAGAGACCUCACUGGUUUGUGUCACAUGCUUGGAUUGAGCCUGUUUGUAAGUUUCUGGCCUGCUUGGAGCAGCAUGCUCUGGUGCGAGAACUCUCAAGCAGUACAUUCUAUUGGGUCUGUGCAUAUGCCAACAACCAGCACUGCGUGGAAGAGGAUAUCAAAAGCAACCCACGCAGCACUUCAUUCUACAGAGCUAUGCAGAUGUCUGAGGGAGUUCUUUUGGUGCUGGAUUCAGCUGGAACGACUUUCGAAAGGAUUUGGUGCUGCUUCGAGGAA